GGCGGCGGAGCGACGGCGCCGGUAGCGACAGCCAUGGAGACGGAGGGCGGCCCGCUGGGCCCGGGGGAGCGCUGGGCGCCGGUGGGAGCCGUGUCGGCUGCGGCGGAGGAGGAAGCGGAGGAGGAAGAAGAUGAUGAGGAGGAAGCGGCGGGCGGGUCGCCGCAGUCGGUGCCGCGGCUGCGGGCGGAGCGGCGGCGGCUGCACGGGGCGCUGCUGGCGCUCGCCUCGCACUUCGCGCAGGUGCAGUUCCGGCUGCGGCAGGUGGCGCGGGCCGGGCCGGGCGAGCAGCGCCGCCUGCUCCGAGACCUGGAGGACUUCGCCUUCCGCGGCUGCCCCGCGCCGCUCGGCCUCGGCCUCGGCGGAGCCCCGGGUGAGCGAGAGAAGCGGGAGCAGACGGAGGUGCAGAAGGAGAAGCAGAGGGAGCUGAUACUGCAGCUCAAGACACAGCUGGAUGACCUGGAGACGUUUGCUUACCAAGAGGGCAGCUAUGAUUCUCUGCCACAGUCUGUGGUUAUGGAAAGACAACGGAUGAUUAUCAAUGAGCUGAUAAAGAAGCUGGACAUGGACUUGAGUGAAGAUUUUGCAGCGCUCUCUCCAGAGGAAUUGCGACAGCGUGUGGAUGCUGCCAUAGCGCAGAUUGUUAACCCAGCCAGGGUGAAGGAGCAGCUGGUGGAGCAGCUGAAGACGCAGAUAAGGGACCUUGAAAUGUUCAUCAACUUCAUCCAGGAUGAAGUUGGAAGCUCUGGUAAGGCGGAAGAUGGACACUGUGAGUGUGCAGGCAGAAAAGAUGGUGGUGGCUCCCACAAACCAAAUACACGUCCUCCUGGAAAUAGAGUGAACCCAGAAGAUGCCAGAAAGAUGAGAGAAACCGGCCUGCACCUCAUGCGUCGCAUGCUUGCCGUGCUGCAGAUAUUUGCUGUCAGUCAGUUUGGUUGUGCCACGGGUCAGAUUCCUCGCACCCUCUGGCAGAAGGACCAAGACAACAAGGACUAUUCCCCCUUAAUCAAGAAACUGGAGCUGUCGGUAGAGCGGGUGAGGCAGCUGGCAAUGAAGUACCAGCAGGAAGACCACGUUAUCAGUUCCUCCGACCUGCAGGACAUUCCCUUAGGAGGCAGGGAUGAGCUGACUCUGGCUGUGCGGAAGGAAUUGACCAUUGCUUUGCGAGACCUGAUGGCUCAUGGGCUCUACUCUGCUUCCCAAGGAAUGAGCCUGGUAUUGGCACCCAUCGCGUGCUUGAUUCCUGCGUUCACCUCCUCACCGCAGAGCAUGCACCCCUGGGAGCUCUUUGUGAAGUAUUACAACGCAAAGAACGGGCAAGCCUUUGUGGAAUCCCCGGCUCGCAAACUCUCCCAGUCCUUUGCCUUGCCUGUGACAGGAGGCAUGGCUGUGACACCCAAACAGAGCCUGCUGACAGCGAUUCACACUGUCCUCACGGAGCAUGACCCCUUCAAGCGCAGCGCGGACUCGGAGCUGAAGGCGCUCGUGUGUAUGGCGCUGAACGAGCAGCGCCUGGUCUCCUGGGUAAAUCUCAUCUGCAAAUCUGGAGCUCUGGUACAGGCCCACUACCAGCCAUGGAGCUACAUGGCAAACACAGGCUUUGAGAGCGCGCUCAACGUUCUCAGCCGCCUAAGCAACUUGAAAUUCAACCUCCCGGUAGACCUGGCUGUCCGGCAGCUGAAAAACAUCAAAGACGCUUUUUGAUGUGUUUUUAUUGUAGAUCAUCCCUUUUCCACAAGCAGGGCAGCUGCUGGGCCCAAAGCCUGGCUUUUUUAAGACCCAGUUUGGCUCUUUGAAAUUGAUACUUGCUUUUAGGGAAAUCUCAUGGUAUCUCGAUGCUGGAAAUCUGCGUGUUUACA
Neopsephotus bourkii (Bourke's parrot) is the source of this 1856-nucleotide messenger RNA. It is a transcript of the gene RUNDC1, whose product is annotated as RUN domain containing 1. NCBI's taxonomy places the organism in Eukaryota, Metazoa, Chordata, Aves, Psittaciformes, Psittacidae. Bases 34 to 1701 code for a protein of 555 amino acids. The transcript is spliced from 5 exons. The record is from RefSeq and is a predicted model, not a curated record.